GAAAUUUUCAAAGAUCAACAAAGGUCUCAUCGUCUAUAAAGCAAAUAAAUAUUUUGUUCUACCACUUCAGUCUGAACCUUCAAAUCCCAAGGACAUUUUAAAUUUGAUACUGAUGGCAACACAUCGAUGGAAUAAAAACAUUAAUAAUCCACAGCCUCAACACACACUUUACACAGCUAUCGCGAAAAAACCAGCAACCAACAGUGGCCGAAGCGUGAGCAGACGUGAAUUUUGUUUCCGAGCGAAAAGAUCCUCAUUAGAACUUGGAUUACUUUUUUCUUCAACUCAGCAGUCGCUUAGUUGUUUGAUAUAAAAUAUGUGGCAUCUAAUGUGGUUGACAACAUUGUGUUUCGUGUGUUACUUGUCGGGAAUAAAUUAUGUCGUCGCUGCUCCAAUCGACAGUGCCGACGAAGCAGCGGAAUACCUGGAAAGAUUCGGCUAUUUGGAACGUGGGCCUCAGGACUCUUCUUAUUCGGAAAGUGUUAAAGCUGAAUCUUUCAUUGAUGCAAUUAAAGAUUUUCAAUCCUUUGCUGGAUUGAAGAAAACGGGUGAACUUGAUAAGGAGACAUUGGAAUUGAUUAAUAAACCGCGUUGUGGUGUUGCGGAUCGAACUCGCACCGGUCAUUCCAGCACUCGCCGGAAGCGAUUCGCCAUUCAAGGGAGCCAUUGGCCUAAGAAACAAUUAACUUAUAAAAUUAAGAAAUACACGGAGGAUAUGCCCAAAUCUGACGUAGAUCGUGAAAUCGCCAGAGCCUUUCAGAUGUGGGCGGACGUGACCGAUUUGACCUUCGUCCAUGUCAACAAUACAUCGGCUGACGUCGACAUCGACAUCCUUUUUGCGUCUGGAGAACAUGGAAGUUGCCCAUCCUUCAAUGAUGGCCCGGGUCGUACUUUAGCUCACGCUACCUAUCCCAUUUAUGGAGGUGAUGCUCAUUUUGACGAUGGUGAAACCUGGACGCUCGACUCUGUUAAAGGGACAAAUUUAUUCCAGGUGGCUACUCACGAGUUUGGCCACUCUUUGGGACUGGAACACACACAUGUAACCACGGCUGUGAUGUAUCCGUUCUACGGUUAUAGUUCUGAUUUCAAAUUAGACAAGGACGACAUUGAAGGCAUCCAGGAACUGUACGGGAAGAAUCAGUUCAGCAGGAAAUUGGCGCUUGAAUUAGAAGCCACUCUUGAGCUCUUUAGAACAACCGUGAACAAUUUGGAGAAAAAGAAUAUUGAACUGAGAAAUGAUUUAAUUGACACACGAACUAAUUUGAAUACAAAAUUAGAAGGACUAAAACCGAGUCAGCCGUCGAAUUCUUGCAGUUCUGCAUCUCCUGCCGUCCCGAUGGAGGAAUGGGACGUUAAUUCUUUCGAGACCAGGCCAUUAGUUCGUUCAAGCUUCAAUUGGGCGCAGUCUUUUGAAAUCGCAGAGGCCAUUUUCGACGGCCGUCUAGGCAACUGCAUGGGCGACCGGAUGAGACGCGGAUAUCAUUUGAGCACCAAUCAAUACCUGAUGUCGCAGAAUCGCCAAUUUGCGGCCAUCUUGCAGGAAGAUGGAAAUUUCGUCAUCUACAAACGUGACAAGGGUGGCAAGGCUGAAUUUUCCACAGUCACUGCUGGUAAAGGUGCCAAUCAAGUCCAAUUGCGCAACGAUGGCCACAUCACGGUCAUAGACAAGUCCAAGCCGGAAAGUCCUUUGUGGAAGAGUCGCAGGAAUGCGGAAGGAGGUGAUUGCUUCCUCAUCAUGCAGGACGAUGGAAAUCUGGUGGGCUACAAGGGGACCAACGAUACGAGUCGCUCUAAUGCUUAUUUUUCCGCUUGGAAUCUGAACCUGUAAUCAGGAUAAGGACAUUAAUAAAUAUACUUCCUUGGGUGUUAAGCAAUAUAGGCACCUAUACUUAUUGGUUGUAUAAGACUUAUAAGUAAAUAAACCUUUAUAAAAUCA
Messenger RNA from Daphnia pulex (common water flea), 1936 nucleotides. RefSeq names its product matrix metalloproteinase-16-like. Gene Ontology annotation, biological process: proteolysis; collagen catabolic process; extracellular matrix organization. The record is from RefSeq and is a predicted model, not a curated record. Gene Ontology annotation, cellular component: extracellular matrix. Bases 317 to 1828 code for a protein of 503 amino acids. Gene Ontology annotation, molecular function: metalloendopeptidase activity; zinc ion binding. The transcript has 10 exons. NCBI's taxonomy places the organism in Eukaryota, Metazoa, Arthropoda, Branchiopoda, Diplostraca, Daphniidae.